This is a messenger RNA of Botrytis porri, 2642 nucleotides long. RefSeq lists its product as uncharacterized. The coding region runs from base 1142 to 2047 and encodes 301 amino acids. The record is from RefSeq and is a predicted model, not a curated record. Gene Ontology annotation, molecular function: protein binding. The transcript is spliced from 3 exons. Lineage: Eukaryota; Fungi; Ascomycota; Leotiomycetes; Helotiales; Sclerotiniaceae.
GAAUUGCUAUAUUGAAUAUCACGCGGUUAUGAGAACAUAGACAUCCCCAUUUCUAAAACUCACUCGACCAAUGGGCCACGCGUAGGCGUUCAGCGAGACAGGAGGCCUCCCGGACCAACACGACAAAUAUUUAAACAAUCUCAUUUUCACCCAUAGUUGAAUGGUAGAUCUUCAGAUGGUUUCUUAGGUAUUUGGUCAACGUUUAUACAUCACUCUAAACGAGAAGUGUAAACCUUUAAAAUGCCACAGGACCGAUUAGCAAAUACUUGACACUUGUCGAUAUCUUCAGGCCACCGAUUGGAACCCAGAAUAUUGUCCAGUAAAUUCUCAGGGACGAUUCGAACGACGAAUGAUUAACUUACGUCACAAGUGAAUGAAAAGAGAUGAUACGACUGCAACAUUAGCCCCUUUACACAACUUCCUAAAAGGUAUGAGCAAGAAGCGAAUGCAAAGUCAUACAGUCUAUCUUGAUUUUGAUUUGCAAAGAAGUAAACUUUAUUGAUUGGUAUCAGCCUCUACACGACCACUUGCUAUCUAAUUGACACUGACUUCAUCUUCAACAACCCAAAAGCACUUGAGCUGUGCACGGACCAUUUUAAACACCCUCAUAAGGGUUUGAAUAAACGUCAAACGACCUUUCAAGGGACUUACAGACUCGAGGAAUAUAACUCGGUGGUUUCUCGCUUUUCCAAGGAGUGUACCGGUACGGGUUUAGCGGGUAGGGUCGAGGAAAUCUUCCUGCAUGUGCCGCAGGGGACAUCUCGCCAAUCAGCUUCUAGCAUAAUUUUCGACUCAGCACCCAUAAAAGCUGGAACACCCUCCUCAUCUUGCCCACUUUCUCUUACACUCCUUCACCUACUUCAACUUCAUCAAAAUUGAUCUCACAAUCAUCAGCAAAUUGAUUCCACACACCCCGGACAUUCAAACAAUCCUUGAGGAAUAUUAACACGUGAGUAACACUUGGUACCCUCGCUCGGCUUGAUCAUCGCUUGAUGAUUCCCUCUAGGUUCGUCAGACUACCAGCACGGUCAACGCAAGCCAUCAACAGCUCAUCACCUUCAAGUGAUUCAUCAAACAAACCAUCUUCAAUCAUCAAGCUGUCAUCCCUAAUCAUCAACAUAAAAACGACCUAGACUGUAAAAUGGCAGGAAAUACUUCUCCCAGCAUCAAGAACUUACCGACGCAUCAUUACUUCGACUCUACUGUGUCACCAUAUGAAAUAGAAUGGAACGCCGUUCAUAGAAAAGCAAUGCCUAUUUCGUCUGAAUUCUCCAAAAUGAAUCCAAGGUCACCUGCUCCCAGACAGAAAUUUGUCCAUUUCGCUCCUAGAGCAGUUGGCGACGAAUCCAUCGAAUUCAAGACAAAUUCAAAUGAUAAAAGACACAAGAACAAUGCCACCGCCAUCAAUGUUACUAAGGAUUCGGGAAGGAAAAAGAUUCCAUCAUCUUCGAAAUCGUUCAAGGCAGGUUCUUCCUGCUAUGACCUCAGCUCGACUCCAAUUCAAGCAUUCAAUCGUCGCAAAACUCAGGAUGAACCCAUUGAUCGACAGUACCAAGUGGAAUUCGGGGCUCAAAUUGACAGUGCUGUUCAAAACCAUCAAUUCAAGCUUAUUGCAGCCAGUACUCAACCUCGAUAUCCUCCCCGUGUCCCAAGUCCUCCCAUGAAGCGAGACCCACCACCCACACCUCGACCUACACGGUUACCUACACCGGAUUUAGAGGAAGAUUGCGAUGAUCAUCUCCACUUCUGUGACUGUCUUGGGUGUUAUGAAGCUGGAAGGCCCCGACGUGUUGUUGGGAGCGAAAGACAAGAAGCAUCGGCGUAUUCAAAAAUGGAAAAUCAAUAUCAAGCAGCCACUGCCUACAUACGCAAUGCGAGACCAGCCAAAAGCCAGCAAAGACAGGACCUUACUUUCGUAUUGACGGAAGAUCUUCGUGUGAGCAAUCUAAUAAGGUUGGGAUAUCCUCGAAACGCUGUCACCAUAGCUUUGGAAGCGUGCAGAUACGAUUUUGAAAAGGCGGUGACUUUCUUGAAAUAUAAUUAUUGAGCCCCCGUAUCUGAAUUUUGAUUCCCUCUCUUAUAUCCAGUUCUUUAAAGCAGAAAAAUGUUCCUGAAUGGCGGAUUUUCUUCGGAAAGGCCCGUACAUGGUGUACUUCGUAUGUUCAAUUCCAAUGUAUAUACGUGUUCAAUAUAAGUUCGAUCUCCUAGCAGUUUUCAGUCGUUCUCGUAAGUAGUGGCUUGUGAUUCAUAUGAGAGCUCGCUUUCGAGAGCAAGAAGUUUCCGCACAAUAAAAUCAUAUCCAAAUAUGCCAGGCGUAUGAACGUAGGAAGCGACAAAGUGAAGCAGAUAAAAGUAUAGCUUUGGAGCGAUAUUUCGUGGAUGAUGACCCUUUUUAUCCUCGUUUUCUUUGAGUGAGAGCUUGUUCCCUUCGGCAUCGACUUCGAACUUGUCAUCCCGUCUGCGGACAAACACAGGCAGCGAAUUUUCAUUUUCGUAAGGGUGGGAAUGCGCCAAAUAGGCAGUGCACCUUGCUCGACAUCGACCUUUCAGAUGAUAGUGUUGUCCGUAAUGCUAUUCACUCGUCCGACCGGGUAUUCGCUCAUUAUAUCAGCCACCGAGAAAAACUUUCAAAGGAAAACAAG